GACACGAGGAGGGGGCUGCACCCACCUGCCACACACAUUUCCCUGCUGCCAGGUGAGCUGGCUGCCAGCAGCUUCGAGCAUUUUGGAGAAACUGAGAAGGAGAAAUCCCAGCUGGGUGUGUGAAAAAAAAAAAACAACCAAAAAACAAAAAAUCAACUCCGAGCUCCUGCACGGGUCCAACCGGAGCGACGUGCCCGGGAGAGGCGGCACCGUGCCAGGCCAGGGGCUGGGCUGGCACCAGGGGCUCCCGAGGGAGCAGUUUGACCUUCAGGGAGCAGGAAAAGCUCCGGGCUGAGCCUGGCAGAGAGGAGGGCACAGCACAAACCCCUCCGGAGCAGGGGUGAGCCCCGUGGCCGCCAGCCCCGCGUGUCACCAUGGCGUCCCGCAUCGGGCUGCGGAUGGAGCUGAUGAAGCAGCAGGCGCAGCAGGAAGCCGAGCGCGAGCGGGUGCAGCAGCAGAUGAUGAUGAGCUACAUGCAGCAGCAGCGCAUGCCCGCGGCCUCCAGCCCCGCCAUCAACACCCCCGUCCACUUCCAGUCCCCACCUCCCGUGCCCGGAGAGGUCCUCAAGGUCCAGUCCUACCUGGAGAACCCCACCACCUACCACCUGCAGAAGUCUCGGGACAAGAAGGUGCAGGCUUACCUGUCGGAAACCUACGGGAACAAGUUCGCUGCCCACGUCAGCCCCGCCAGCCACUCUCCCAAGCCGCCCCCGGCCGCGUCCCCCGGCGUCCGGCCCGGCCACGUCCUGUCCUCCUCGGCGGGCAACAGCGCUCCCAACAGCCCCAUGGCCAUGCUCAACAUCGGCUCCAACCCCGAGCGCGAGUUUGAUGAGGUCAUCGAUGACAUCAUGCGCCUGGAUGAUGUUUUGGGCUACAUGAACCCUGAAGUCCACAUGCCCAACACGCUGCCCAUGUCCAGCAGUCACAUGAAUGUCUACAGCGGGGACCCGCAGGUGACAGCGUCACUCGUUGGUGUCACCAGCAGCUCCUGCCCCGCCGACCUCACCCAGAAGAGAGAGCUCACAGAUGCUGAGAGCCGAGCCCUGGCCAAAGAGCGCCAGAAGAAAGACAAUCACAACCUGAUCGAGAGGCGGCGAAGGUUCAACAUCAACGACCGCAUCAAGGAGCUGGGAAUGCUGAUCCCCAAAGCCAACGACCUGGACGUGCGCUGGAACAAAGGGACGAUCCUGAAGGCGUCCGUGGACUACAUCAAGAGGAUGCAGAAGGACCUGCAGAGGUCUCGGGACCUGGAGAACCACUCGAGGCGCCUGGAGAUGGCCAACAAGCAGCUGCUGCUCCGCAUCCAGGAGCUGGAGAUGCAGGCACGCGUCCACGGGCUGCCCACCUCCUCUCCCUCGGGCGUCAACGUGGCCGAGCUGGCUCAGCAGGUGGUCAAGCAAGAAGCCAGCGGGGACGAGGGGACCCUGGAGCCGCUGCUGCCACCCCCAGACCCCGAGUCGCAGGCGCAGCCGGCGCUGCCCGCGCCGCCCCAGUCUCCCUUCCACCAGCUGGACUUUACCCACAGCCUGAGCUUCGACGACAGCUCCUUCCCGGACAGCCUGGAGCCCGGGCACGGCGCUUCCUUCCCUUCCCUCUCCAAGAAGGAGCUGGACUUGAUGCUGAUGCAGGACACGAUGCUGCCCCUGGCCGCUGACCCCUUGUUCUCAGCCAUGUCCCCCGAGGCCUCCAAGGCCAGCAGUCGCCGCAGCAGCUUCAGCAUGGAGGACGCGGACAUGCUGUGAUGGGCAGCUGCCAGGGCGGGGAUUGCAGCACCAGCUUUGGGUGGGCAAGUCCCAGGACGCUGCUGGCAGGAGGAGCCCAUCCCACCAUGCACUUGAACCUUCCCAGGAGUACCUUUGUCUAUGCAACGGGGCUCGGGUCGGGUGCCGCCGUGUCCUUCUCAGCUUCUUUCUGCCAGGAGGAGGAUGGACCUGCCUGGCUUUGCCCUGGCCCCGGCCUGGCUGCAGAUGCAGGGACCUGGGAGUGCCAUCUGGGCUGCUUUGCCUUUCAGCUGAAGCCUCCUGGCCUCACCCCCUUGCCCAGGGUGGUGCCCGGGAGCCUCGAGCCCCCGGGACGAUGGCGCGAGCUUUGUGUCCUGUUCGGUGUCUCCUCGCCUUGCUCUGGGAUCCUUCAUCCCCACCGAGUCCUCCCCAGCCCCUGGAUGCUUCCCAGUCCAUCCAGUUCCUCCUUCCCGGGAGCACCUGCUGCCCCUGGGGUCACAGCAGGGUGACAAGGUGUUAAUUAGAGUGUGUUCAUUAAUACGGCACCACCGGGGGUGCUGUCUGCAGGUGGGUGUGGAAGGUUCCAGAACACCUGGAAUGGGGGGUUUGAUGCUCCACCCACCCCCUGUUGUCACCCCCAAAACCUCGAGGCAAGGCUGCCAGGUGACCCUGAGUGUCCUGGAGGUGUCCCCGCAGUGGCUGUGCCCCGUGGCACCCCCAGCUCUUCCCUGGGAGGAUAAAAGGGUUUCCCACUCUUUUUUUUGGGGGAUGCUUCCCAAAAGUGCAGCCCCACGUGGGCCCGAAGCUCCAGGCUGUGACAGGGAAUGGUUUGUGCCAAACCUGAGCUGCUGCUCCCAGCUGGGGAUCCGGGGGUUGGUUCUGUUCCCAGUGUCACCAGUUUGUGCCACAGCUCUGUACUGGGAGCUGCUUUGGGUCCCGACUUCCCAAUCCAGCUGAGAAGAGCAGGGCAAGGCUGGAAAAUCCUCCAGGGUUUGUGGAGGGAGAGGAGGGAAAUGGAGAGGAGAGGAGACCCCUUGGGGACCGUCCCCCCUGGGCUGUGGGGUCACUCUGUGCCCCUGUCCUGGAGCUGGGUGUCCUGGGGGGACACAGCUGGCAGGAUUUGGGGACAGAGGGGCCUGUGGUGGCAGGAUUGGGGGACAGCCCCACAGAGGUGGCAGGAUUUGGGGGAUAGCCCCACAGACAGGCCCGUGGUAGCAGGAUUUGGGCACAGAGGGGCCCAUGGUAGCAGGAUUUGGGAACAGGGGUGGCCUGUGGUGACAGGAUUUGGGAACAGCCCCACAGGUGGCCCAUGGUGACAGGAUUUGGGGACAGAGGGGCCCGUGGUGGCAGGAUUGGGGGA
Messenger RNA from Passer montanus (Eurasian tree sparrow), 3081 nucleotides. It is a transcript of the gene TFEB, whose product is annotated as transcription factor EB. Gene Ontology annotation, biological process: humoral immune response; regulation of transcription by RNA polymerase II; positive regulation of DNA-templated transcription. Gene Ontology annotation, cellular component: nucleus. Bases 375 to 1742 code for a protein of 455 amino acids. NCBI's taxonomy places the organism in Eukaryota, Metazoa, Chordata, Aves, Passeriformes, Passeridae. The transcript is spliced from 9 exons. The record is from RefSeq and is a predicted model, not a curated record. Gene Ontology annotation, molecular function: protein dimerization activity; DNA-binding transcription factor activity, RNA polymerase II-specific; RNA polymerase II cis-regulatory region sequence-specific DNA binding.